GUUCGUUGCCUCACUCCACGAAUGUUUCAAUAUCACAUUCUGAACUUGCUAGUACAGGCAGCAUAAAACAUAAUAUUACACGAAAUUAUCGAAAGGAAAGCCACGAUGGAGGGCUCCAAAACUCCUGAGCAAGCCAUUGCUCACAAGCGCAGUUUCGACGAUCAGCAAGACGAGGACUCGGCCACUAUGAAGGCCAGCGAAGAUCUGAAGCACACCCGCAUAUCUGACAAAGAGCCGACUGAGGGGGAAGCUUCCAAAGAUGAUGUUGGAAUCGCGAAACCUUCGUCGGACAAGAGCGGCAAUACGUCAGGUUUUACAAAGGAAACCACACCAGAGCGAUCAACGCGUUCGGGCGGGGAGGAUGAUGGAAUGAUGGAGCAGAUAUCCUCGCCGAAGAAAAAGAGAGUCAGAGAACAAGAUGAAGAAACGAAAGAAUCCGAUAAGAUCAGUAAAGAGCGAGUUCCUUCGAAUGGAAGCGCGACAAGUGCAGACCGAUCAGAUAGAUUGGAGCCAGAGAAGAAACGCCAUCGCGACACUUUGGAAGGCGGGGCAGAAGCCGCGGCCGUCGCUGCAUCACAACAGGGCAAACAAGUUACCAACGGCGAUGAAGGAUCUAAAACAGCCGAUAAGCCCAAAGGUAACGAAACCGAUUCCGAUAAGCGAUUACAGAAAGGAGAAGGAGAAACAUCUACCGAUAUGCCUCAAACAUCGUCCUCAGCAUUUGCAAGCUCCGGUUUUGGGGCCCUGGCAGCAUCUGGCACAUCUGGAUUCGGGGCGUUGGCGGGAAAGCCCAGCAUAUUCGGUGGUGGUUCUGCUACUACAGCAUCACCUUUCGGGGGGAAUCUCAAAGAAGAAACUGCCGCCAAUAAGAGUACAGAUGAGCCAAAGGCCGGAGAAGCCAGCAGCACAUUCGGUGGCGCAUUCGGAGGUGGCUCUGCCACUGGCUUUGGAGGUCAGGCCUCUGGCGGAUUUGGAGGCGGCUUCGGCGGUGCCUUAGGUGGUGGUGGCUUUGGUGGUGGCUUUGGCGGCGGCUUUGCUGCUAACCAGUCAAAAACAUUGUCCACAUUCGGUUCUGCAAACCCAGAUACGACUACAGCAGGAAAGCCGGCGAAAGCCUUUGGUGCCCCUGAGAGUGACGAAGAGGAGGAAUCAGGAGAUGAUGGCGAUGCUGAGGGAGAUGUUGGGUCUGAUGGAGAGGAUGAAAGCAGCACCUUCGAGGAUAAGAAAAAGCCAAAGCUGACCAAGGUGCCCAUACAUGAUGGCGAGGAAGACGAGGUAACACUGAGCCAAUUCAGAGCGAAGCUCUUCGCGAUGGAAUCGAAAGAGGAAGGCUGGAAGGAAAGGGGAGUUGGAAACCUGAAAGUAAAUGUCCACAAGACUUGCGUUGAGUUUGACGAAUAUACUGGAGCUGUGGUUCCGGGGAGCUUUGACGUCUCUCUCCGUGAUGACGAUGAUGACGCCCCGCCAGUCAUCGCCGCGCGACUGGUUAUGCGCCAAGAAAACACCCACCGAGUCAUUUUGAAUACGAUCAUUAAUAGAGCGCUCAAGCUCGAAGAGAAGCCCUCCAACGCAGCAGGCAAAGGGUACAUGUUUACAGCUUUCGAUGGAAGUAGGCCAAUAAACAUGCUUCUGAAGAUGAAUGAGAGCAAUGCGAAAUUGUUUAUAUCGGAGGUCUCAUCCGUCCAAAGUGGGCUUUUAUGAGUUUGAGCUUGAUGAAACGACGUAUACUAUGCGGAUAGCCCGGCCAAGGGCAUCGUUUUGUCUCUCCCAUUCUAAAAUGCCGAGGCCUUUACAACAAUGGGGGACGUCAUAUCAUGCAUUCGAUGAAGCGAUUGCCAGUCUUAUAAACAGCAGAGCACAGGGAACACUUAUGAGAACCUUUGUAACAUUUACAUCACGAACAAUACCCGAGGGAUGGAUCUACGGUCAUCAAUGCAUCAUGAAGGUUUGGGGUUGCCCAUAGCCUCUCCCAUAGAAUUCCAAUCGAAACAUGAUUCCAAGAAUCUAUGCUCACUGUUUUGUAUCUGCGUACCGCUCAUAGUAGACUGUACAAGAGCAAUGGAGGCUUCAUAAAUAAAUACCC
Molecule: messenger RNA, 2083 nt
Organism: Pseudogymnoascus verrucosus
Lineage: Eukaryota; Fungi; Ascomycota; Leotiomycetes; Thelebolales; Thelebolaceae
Exons: 4
Coding region: 106-1701 (531 amino acids)
Biological process (GO): intracellular transport
Cellular component (GO): cytoplasm; nuclear pore
Molecular function (GO): GTPase activator activity
Source: RefSeq, a predicted model, not a curated record